AUGAAGGUGUUACGCUGGACCUUCGCGAUCAUCGGUCAGUGGUUCCUUCUGCAGGCGGAGGGGCUGGAUAAGCAGGUGUCCAAGUCUCUGGACUUCCUGAGCCUGGACCCAGCUGGUUCUGUGUUAAAGAGUCUGCCCUACGGUGUGGGGAGGCUGGGACCAGGGGGCGGAGCUGGGCCAGGGGGCGGAUCCAGGCCAGCAGGGCGGGGCAGCCCGCCCUUCCACACAUCCCAGAUUUUCUCCAGUCUGGACGGCCCCGCCUCCAAAGCCAAACCCCCCAGCUACAGCCUGCUGAGCCCGUACGACUGGGCCCGGAACCAGUCCCUCCCCCUGGAGCAGACAGGGUACCGGUCCAAACGCAAGCCCCCACUGAAGACGGCGCUGAAGACCAAGAAGAUCUUCGGCUGGGGCGACUUCUACGUCAACAUCAAGACCGUCAAGUUCAGCCUGCUGGUGACGGGCAAGAUCGUGGACCACGUCAACGGCACCUUCAGCGUCUACUUCCGCCACAACUCGUCCGUCCUGGGCAACGUGACCAUCAGCAUCGUCCCGCCCUCCAAGGCCGUGACCUUCGACCCCGCCCCGCCCGACCCCGAGCUGCUGCUGCAGGAGCAGUCCACCCUCUACCCCAAGGAGCCCAAGACCUUCAACUGCCAGGUGGAGUACGAGAAGACUAACCGCGUGCGCAAGCCGAAGCCCUGCCUGUACGAUCCCUCGCAGACCUGCUUCCUGGAGCACACGCAGUCCCACACUGCCUGGCUCUGCGCCAAGCCCUUCAAGGUCAUCUGCAUCUUCAUCUCCUUCUUCAGCAUGGACUACAAGCUGGUGCAGAAGGUCUGCCCAGACUACAACUUCCAGAAUGAGCACCCCUACUUUGGCUGAGAGCAGGUUCCAGAGUGGGCGAUUUGCGAGUGAACCUAUAACGCUCAUACUCACACACUUUGCAAAGUGACUUUUUUUGUUGUUUGUUUUUUACUCCAAGGUGGGACGGACGCCCUUCUUGGCCACCCCAGCCAUUCUCCACAUUUUUGCUUUCGGUGUCCGGAUCGAUCCGCUACCCCCCUCCCUCUUUCACUAUGUAUUUAUUCCUUUUAUUGAUCGUCUG
Molecule: messenger RNA, 1105 nt
Organism: Megalops cyprinoides (Indo-Pacific tarpon)
Lineage: Eukaryota; Metazoa; Chordata; Actinopteri; Elopiformes; Megalopidae
Product: neurexophilin-2-like
Exons: 2
Coding region: 1-882 (293 amino acids)
Molecular function (GO): signaling receptor binding
Source: RefSeq, a predicted model, not a curated record